Molecule: messenger RNA, 2467 nt
Organism: Puntigrus tetrazona (Sumatra barb)
Lineage: Eukaryota; Metazoa; Chordata; Actinopteri; Cypriniformes; Cyprinidae
Product: aurora kinase B-B-like
Exons: 11
Coding region: 1-1686 (561 amino acids)
Biological process (GO): protein autophosphorylation; negative regulation of apoptotic process; regulation of mitotic cell cycle
Cellular component (GO): cytoplasm
Molecular function (GO): ATP binding; protein serine/threonine kinase activity
Source: RefSeq, a predicted model, not a curated record
AUGGCACUGAAAAGAAAACCAAGUUCUAGCGCUCAGGUGAACGAUUUCCAUCCAAGUGCAUCCCCAACAUCCAGCAGCACUGUGACUGAUAUGUCUGCUAGCGCUGCUGAAGAAAUUGAGAUGUCUGUGAGAAGAGAGGAGGAGGACGGAGAGUUCUCAGAAGCUGCUCUCCUCAAAACCAUUAAUUGGAGCUCAGACCAGGCUUCACACAUGAGAGUCACGCUGAGGGUGUACAACAUCCCAUCUCCAACAUCCAGCACCGAUGGGGCUGAGCAACAUCUCCCUGAUAGUGCUGCUUUGGAGAUGCCGAUGAGAAAGAGGAGGAGGACGGAGAGUUUUCCGAAGCUCCUGUCUCUCAAAACCAUUAAGUGGAGCAGCAGCUCAGACCAGGCUUCCACACAUGAGAGUCACGCUGAGGCUGGCCAAAAGAGAAAACGAAAAUUUCUCAGCGCUCAGGUGAACAACAUCCCAUCUCCAACAUCCAGCACCGAUGGGGCUGAGCAACAUCUCCCUGAUAGUGCUGCUUUGGAGAUGCCGGUGAGAAAGAGGAGGAGGACGGAGAGUUUUUCCAAGCUCCUGUCCCUCAAAACCAUUAAGUGGAGCAGCAGCUCAGACCAGGCUUCCACACAUGAGAGUCACGCUGAGGCUGGCCAAAAGAGAAAACGAAAUUCUCUCAGCGCUCAGGUGAACAACAUCCCAUCUCCAACAUCCAGCACCGAUGGGGCUGAGCAACAUCUCCCUGAUAGUGCUGCUUUGGAGAUGCCGGUGAAAGAGGAGGAGGACGGAGAGUUUUCCAAAGCUCCUACUAUUUCCUGGUCUCAAGAGGAUCAUGGUCUUGAAGUCCCUCCUCCUUUAGAUCCGACGGUUCCUAGACCUCCAGCUCCAGAUGGCAUUCUGAGCCGUUACGAAAUCGGCAGAAAGCUUGGCGAGGAGGAUUCGGCUCCGUCACGAAGGAGGCGCUUGGAGGAUGGCCUGGAGGUGGCAGUGAAAUUUGCCAGAAAGCCAAUGAACAUGAAAUACAUCAAUAUUCCUGGUCAUCCCACACCCCUUCCGUUAGAGGUGGGCCUGUCCAUCCUGGUCAACAGGGAGCCCAAAGCUCAUGAGAUCAUUCAGCUGCUGGACUGGCAGGACCAGCCUGAACAUUACAUCAUGGUCCUGGAGCGUCCCUCACCCUGCGAGGAUCUGUGUAAGUACUUGAGGCGUCACGGAGGCAUCCUCACGGAGGAAACGGCGCAGUACAUCAUGGCCCAAGCAACCAUGGCCGCUUACACCUGCUGUCAGCGAGGAGUGUUUCACCGUGAUAUUAAGCCGGAGAACCUGCUGCUGAACCCCGAAACCCUCGAGGUCAAGCUGAUCGACUUUGGGUGCGGGGAUCUCCUCAAAGACUCUGCCUAUCAAACGUUCUGUGGCACUCGUCGGUUCUUCCCUCCUGAGUACUUCGCGUUUCACAAGUACCACGGGAGACCAGCUACUGUGUGGUCUCUGGGAGUGCUGUUAUUCGUCAUGAUGUGUGGAUACUUUCCCAACUCUAGAGACCUACACAUGAUCGAGCUCAAGAUCUGGUCUGUGCCUGGCUUGUCGUACGAUUGCUGUGACCUGAUUCAGUCUCUUCUGCAGCAAAACCCAAGCCAGAGGAUUGAUCUGAGGGACAUCCUUCAGCAUGAAUGGUUUCAGGUCACCGAGUAAGACGUGAAGAGGAAAAUGUAAAUAGUGCAAAUGAAAGGCAAAUAUUCCACAGUUCCAGGGUUCCUCAAGUCAGCGUCUGUGGCCUGACACGAGCUCCGAUCCCUCCGUGCCUUAGCAUCUUGCAGGGCUGGCAAGCCUUGGUGUCGUCUGGCGCCUUGGCUUGAGGCAAUAAUGUUAGCGUUAGCUGAUAUUACUUGCCAAGGCACAGGGCGACCAUUCCCUGUAUGACAGAGCUUCACGUGACGUUUUGGAAUGCAGUGGCCAAUCAGAGGAGUUUAAUUAAGUCGUGUUAAAACUCAUCAGUUUAGACAAAGCACAGAAUCAGAUGAAUGUACAGUGUAAGAGAUUAAUUUCACAGCGUAUACAGCUUCAUUGAUUAUAAGAACAGUUUUAUUUUAUUUAUUUAUUUAUUUUUUGAGAAUGAUAAAUCAAAGUUAGUGAUAAUAUCACGUUCUAUAUAUAAUUCAUUCUCUGUUUGAAUUACCAUGGAAAGGAAACCUUAUAGAAACAUGUUUUUUUUUCAAGCGUUCAAUGCAAAUUCUGUCAUAUAUGCCUUUUUAAUUAACUUUAUAUAUUUUAUUUUUAUAUAUUAUGAUAUACUAUGACUAUUUGUGUAUUGAGAUUGAGUCAAAUGAAAUGUCAAUAAACUUGCUAUGAUAUAAUACUGAUGCCUAAAUUGAAUUCCUUUCAUAAAUUGUUGUUUAUGGCAACAGAAUGUCUUUCAGGUGAAGGGGGUUUAAUCAUUUUGCUUAUUAACUGUAUAUAAAUGAACAGGGUCAUC